AACAAAUUACUAACCUGGAACCUUUGGGCUGAAAUUGCAAAAUCUCUUGCUCGCUCUUUGCAUUAAAGAACAAUCACACCCUACAGAAAUCCUUUCUCUCCCUCUGUCCACAGACCACAAUGGAUCUACUUCACCAAUACUCAGAUGGCCAAAACAACGACGAUCCAGACUCACCAAUUCAAAACCCUAACUCCCCGGAAUCGUCCCCACCCCGCCUCCUCCCAGGGCGUUCCGGCGCCCCACAGGUGGACGACACGAUGCUGGCACUGACGGUUGCCACAUCGAACGAAAAAACCCUGUCGAAGCCCAUCGACCCGACGCAUCACGCGGUGGGCUUCAACCCCACCUACGACCAGCUCUGGGCCCCCAUUCAGGGCCCGUCUCAUCCCUACGCGAAGGACGGCAUAGCCCAAGGCAUGCGCAACCACAAGCUGGGCUUCGUCGAGGACGCCGCCAUCGAACCCUUCCUCUUUGACGAACAAUACAACACCUUCCACAAAUUCGGCUACGCCGCCGACCCCUCCGCCUCCACCGGCUACAAUUACGUCGGCGACUUCGAUGCCCUUCACAAGAACAACGCGAUCUCCGUUUACAACAUUCCCAAGCACGAGCAGAAGAAGCGGAAAAUUGAGUUGAAGAAGAAGAAGGAGGAGGAUGAGGAGGAGGGAGAGAAUGAUAACGACGGUGAUAAUGAGGAUGGUUGUGAGAUUGAAAACCCUGCUUCGGAGGUGUGGUUAGUGAAGAAUAAGAAGAGCCCUUGGGCGGGGAAGAAGGAAGGGUUGCAAGGGGAGUUGACGGAAGAACAGAAGAAGUAUGCGGAAGAGUAUGCGAAGAAGAAAGGGGAAGAGAAGAGUGGUUUUGGAGGGGAUAAGGGUGAGGUUGUUAAAGAUAAGAGUACUUUUCAUGGGAAGGAGGAAAGGGAUUACCAGGGUAGGUCUUGGAUUGCACCUCCUAAGGAUGCAAAGGCUAGUAAUGAUCACUGUUAUAUACCUAAGAGAUUGGUCCAUACGUGGAGUGGACAUACAAAAGGGGUUUCUGCCAUUCGGUUCUUCCCUAAGUCUGGCCAUUUGAUUCUCUCUGCUAGCAUGGAUACCAAGGUCAAGAUUUGGGAUGUUUUCAAUUCUGGGAAAUGUAUGAGGACUUACAUGGGACACUCCAAAGCGGUUCGGGAUAUUUGUUUUAGCAAUGAUGGGACUAAGUUUUUGAGUGCUGGUUAUGACAAGAAUAUCAAGUAUUGGGAUACUGAAACGGGGCAAGUGAUAUCCACUUUCGCCACGGGGAAGAUCCCUUAUGUUGUGAAGCUUAAUCCGGAUGAGGAUAAGCAGAAUGUUUUGUUGGCUGGUAUGAGUGAUAAGAAGAUUGUUCAGUGGGAUAUGAAUACGGGGCAAAUAACUCAAGAGUAUGAUCAACAUUUGGGGGCUGUGAAUACCAUUACAUUUGUUGAUAACAACAGAAGAUUUGUUACUUCCAGUGAUGACAAGUCCCUCAGGGUAUGGGAAUUCGGUAUUCCUGUGGUUAUAAAGUAUAUUAGUGAGCCGCACAUGCACUCCAUGCCAUCCAUUUCGCUUCACCCCAACGCCAAUUGGCUCGCUGCACAGAGCUUGGAUAACCAGAUUCUUAUUUAUAGCACCCGGGAGAAGUUCCAACUUAAUAAAAAGAAGAGGUUUGCUGGACAUAUUGUGGCUGGAUAUGCAUGCCAAGUCAAUUUUUCACCGGAUGGACGUUUUGUCAUGUCCGGAGAUGGUGAGGGCAAGUGUUGGUUCUGGGAUUGGAAGAGUUGCAAAGUCUUCAGAACUCUUAAGUGUCACGAAGGUGUUUGCAUUGGUAGUGUGUGGCAUCCCCUGGAACAAAGCAAGGUAGCAACGUGUGGUUGGGAUGGGUUGAUAAAGUACUGGGACUAGUUUCUCAUGUUCAAUGAUGCCUGUUGCUGGAAUCAGUUGGCAGAAGCAGAGUAGACACUGCUUGACGACAAAAAGGAGUAGCAACAUAUUGUUUAUACAUGUUGAUAUGAUCUUUCUUGGUUGAAAUUUCAAUGGUAUUAGUUGAAUAUUAUGAUGAGGUUUCUGAUUGAUCAAGAUAUUGUCGCCAAGCAUUUCGUGCUAAUUGAAGUGUUGUACUAGCAGAACAUUGAAAAAUUUUGCGAUGUUUUUUAGAGACUGUAUAAUAGUUAUUUAAGUUAGAUAUUCAUCUAUGCGAAAAUUUGUCUCAUGUUGCAGUCCGG
Gastrolobium bilobum is the source of this 2221-nucleotide messenger RNA. RefSeq lists its product as uncharacterized. Bases 120 to 1901 code for a protein of 593 amino acids. The record is from RefSeq and is a predicted model, not a curated record. NCBI's taxonomy places the organism in Eukaryota, Viridiplantae, Streptophyta, Magnoliopsida, Fabales, Fabaceae. Gene Ontology annotation, biological process: mRNA splicing, via spliceosome. The transcript is spliced from 2 exons. Gene Ontology annotation, cellular component: catalytic step 2 spliceosome. Gene Ontology annotation, molecular function: protein binding; mRNA binding.